AUGUUCGACCCAUCACCACCCCCAACCGAAGGCUGCCCCUUCUGCGCCAUCGCAACAACUCACAAACCCUACGACCCAAUCCACCCGCCCACCUCAAUAGACCCCGACCUCACCUCGCCAUCGUCCUUCAUCGUGCUCUCGACGCCCCUCCUCAUCGCUUUCCUCGACAUCAUGCCCCUUUCAAAGGGCCAUCUGCUGCUCUGUCCGCGCGCCCACCGACCCAAACUCACCGACGCAUCGCGCCAAGAAUCCCUCGAGCUCGGAAACCACGUGCGCAUUCUCUCUGCUGCGCUGGCCCGCGCCACAGGCGUAGACGACUGGAACGUCGUGCAGAACAAUGGCGCUGCGGCGGCCCAGGUCGUUCCCCAUAUGCACUACCAUGUUAUUCCGCGGCCGGAGAUUCGCGCGAGCGGCAAGCUGAGCGAGAGUUUUACCAUGUUUGGCAGGGGCCAGAGGGCUGAGCUGGAUGACGAUGAGGCGGCGGCUUUGGCGGGCGAUAUACGGAGGGAGGUUGCGAAUGUGUUGAGGGAGGAGCGUGGGAGGGAGACGACGAAAGCCAAGUUAUAG
This is a messenger RNA of Pochonia chlamydosporia 170, 567 nucleotides long. Its product is annotated as histidine triad-like protein. The record is from RefSeq and is a predicted model, not a curated record. The coding region runs from base 1 to 567 and encodes 188 amino acids. The transcript has a single exon. Lineage: Eukaryota; Fungi; Ascomycota; Sordariomycetes; Hypocreales; Clavicipitaceae. Gene Ontology annotation, molecular function: catalytic activity. Gene Ontology annotation, biological process: nucleotide metabolic process.